Castor canadensis (American beaver) is the source of this 1437-nucleotide messenger RNA. Lineage: Eukaryota; Metazoa; Chordata; Mammalia; Rodentia; Castoridae. The record is from RefSeq and is a predicted model, not a curated record.
GCCGAGCCCAAGCUCUUCGGGGGCUUCAAUUCCUCGGACACUGUCACCUCCCCGCAGAGGGCGGGGCCGCUGGCCGGCGGAGUGACCACCUUUGUGGCCCUCUAUGACUACGAGUCACGGACAGAGACUGACCUGUCCUUCAGGAAAGGGGAGCGGCUCCAGAUUGUCAACAACACGGAGGGAGACUGGUGGCUGGCCCACUCGCUUAGCACGGGACAGACCGGCUACAUCCCCAGCAACUACGUGGCUCCUUCUGACUCCAUCCAGGCUGAAGAGUGGUACUUUGGCAAGAUCACCAGACGGGAGUCAGAGCGGUUACUGCUCAACACAGAAAACCCUAGAGGGACCUUCUUGGUGCGAGAAAGCGAGACCACGAAAGGUGCCUACUGCCUCUCAGUGUCAGACUUUGACAAUGCCAAGGGCCUCAACGUGAAGCACUACAAGAUCCGGAAGCUGGACAGCGGGGGUUUCUACAUCACCUCGCGCACCCAGUUCAACAGCCUGCAGCAGCUGGUGGCCUACUAUUCCAAGCAUGCCGAUGGCCUGUGCCACCGUCUCACCACCGUGUGCCCCACGUCUAAGCCACAGACCCAGGGCCUGGCCAAGGACGCCUGGGAGAUCCCCCGGGAGUCGCUGCGGCUGGAGGUCAAGCUGGGCCAGGGCUGCUUCGGAGAGGUGUGGAUGGGAACCUGGAAUGGCACCACCAGGGUGGCCAUCAAAACCUUGAAGCCGGGCACCAUGUCUCCAGAGGCCUUCUUGCAGGAGGCCCAGGUCAUGAAGAAGCUGAGGCACGAGAAGCUGGUGCAGCUGUAUGCUGUGGUGUCGGAGGAACCCAUCUACAUUGUCACAGAGUACAUGAGCAAGGGGAGUUUGCUGGACUUCCUCAAGGGGGAAACCGGCAAGUACUUGCGACUGCCUCAGCUGGUGGACAUGGCUGCCCAGAUCGCCUCUGGCAUGGCCUACGUGGAGCGGAUGAACUACGUCCACCGAGACCUACGCGCCGCCAACAUCCUGGUCGGGGAGAACUUGGUGUGCAAAGUGGCUGACUUCGGGCUGGCCCGGCUCAUCGAGGACAAUGAGUACACGGCCCGGCAAGGUGCCAAAUUCCCGAUCAAGUGGACAGCUCCCGAAGCCGCCCUCUACGGCCGCUUCACCAUCAAGUCGGACGUGUGGUCCUUUGGGGUCCUGCUGACCGAGCUCACCACCAAGGGACGGGUGCCCUACCCUGGGAUGGUGAACCGGGAGGUGCUGGACCAAGUGGAGCGGGGCUACCGGAUGCCCUGCCCGCCGGAGUGCCCCGAGUCCCUGCAUGACCUCAUGUGCCAGUGCUGGCGGAAGGAGCCCGAGGAGCGGCCCACCUUCGAGUACCUCCAGGCCUUUCUGGAGGACUACUUCACGUCCACCGAGCCGCAGUACCAGCCGGGGGAGAACCUAUAG